UCAAAAAAAUGUCCAACGGCGGAUAGUGUUGUGUCUUUAUAUUGCUGAGAUAUUCCGUUUUACGCUUACUCAGUGCGUGAAUUUGUGCUGAAACACUUGAAAUAUGUUCCCCAAAGUCUUCUUAGUUAUUUCCCUCCUGUGUCUGUGCUUUUAUCUCUAUGGCAUCGUCACAAUGCUUACAAAUUCAGAGAAGAAUUUGUGCAAAAUGACGUACAUGUACGAGUAUCCACAGUUUGUUCGAAUCAACUUCAAGGAAAAUAAGCGGUUUUCGAAGUACAGCCUGUACGGAUAUGCAGAAGGACACUUGACAGAGUUCGCCAGGAAUGGGGACUGGAACGGAGCACCUGUUCUCUUCAUUCCUGGCAAUGCUGGAUCUUUCAAACAAGCUCGAUCGCUGGCUUCUGUGGCUCUGAGAAAGGGUUUGGACAACAACUGGGCACAUCAUCUGGACUACUUCACUGUGGAUCUCAAUGAGGAGUACUCGGCUCUGUUCGGAGGUGUUCUGGAGGAGCAAACAGAGUUUGUGGCGCAGUGCAUCAAGCACAUUCUUAAUCUCUACAAGCGUUUGCCGAAUCGUCCUCAGAGCAUCACGAUCGUCGGUCACUCGAUGGGCGGCACGAUAGCGUACGCCCUGCUGAGAAACUCAGACAUUGCUCCUCUUGUGGGCACAAUAAUUGCACUCUCAGCACCACUAGACAAACCGGCGAUCAACCUAGAUGUCUACAUUAACGCUUUCUACCGAAGUAUUCAGGAGAAGUUUUCGGAGAGUAGAAGUGCGCGCCUAAUUGGGAAUCGCACAAACACUUGCUGUCCGGAGAAAAACAGGGAGAAUUUUGAGAAGACUCCUCCAAAAGGACUUGACGAUAAGCUUCUGAUAUCAAUUGGAGGUGGUAGUAGAGAUGUAAUCGUCCAUCCAGGCUUGACGACCAGCGUCUUCAGCGAUAUCCACACGAUGUCCACGUCGGUUCCCCGAGUGUGGCUCACAACUGAUCAUUUGUGUGCUGUUUGGUGUCUUCAAUCAGUCCUCGUGCUCAACAGAUUCCUGUACAGCACCAUUAAACCUGUGAAGGGUCGCGAUGCGUACGGCAAAGGACAUCAGUUCAUUGAUGAGAAAGAUGAGAAACUCUCGAAGGCAAUUCACUAUCUGAAGAAACCAACACCUGAGCAACGGCAUAAGGAGGUUUACCUCGUGAGUGGAGACAAAUUGGGCGAUUGGGUGGAGGAUUCUCGCAGAGUUUUCACGCAUCAGUUCAAAGGUGGCCUCAAUGGUACGAGAUUCCAAAUGAUCCGCUUGAUCGAUUUGCCACAAUAUCACAUCCUGAAUGUUGAGAUGAUAAACCUGGAGGAUGAAGAGUGGGUGUUUGGCUGUGCGGCUCUUGAUGUUCUGGACACAAUGAGAUACUGCACGAAAGCCACUUCAAUAUUCAAAUAUGCGGAAAAAUUGCCAUCACUGAAGCAUGAAAGAUUGUAUUUGAGACUGGACCUGAAGAAACUCAAAGCGAGACAUCCAGAGUGGACGCAUGUCAUCCUCAGAAUCUUGCCUACAAAGCAACCAGUGCAAAUGAAUGUGGAUAUCCACGCCGAGGGCGAUCGAGUUGUGAAGGCGUCAAUUCAGAAGUGGUACUCCUACACACCUCAGACGGUGAUUGAGGAGACCAUCUUGGGAAGUUCGUCGUACAAGCUGUCGAUCUUGGGCCUGGAGGAGUCGCAUCAGGUAAUGGAGUUGAUUCUCCAGCCAAGAUCGUGCUCAAAGCCAGGAUAUCACAAUGUGGCGCGAGUUUGUGUGCCGUGGACGGAAGGUUUCGAUCGCUAUCACUACUUCACGGAGACAUCUCAUGACCCUCUGUACUUGUACGUUCCCAAAUCCAAGCCAGUCGGCUACAAUGGCACUGCGAACACUGUCACUGUCCAAUUGCAUCUUGACCCCAAUUGUCGAUAUCGCAUUAGCAUAAGGAACUCCUUUGGCAUGACAAUGGCCAGAAUAGUGCAGCAAUUUUCGCACUGGUUGCCCGCCCACUUGGCCGCUAUUCUAUUCCUCUCGCUCAAGUAUCAGAUUUCCCUCACGCCCCCUUUGGAGCCCUUCAAGUGCGCCCCCUUCAGAAGUGCUAUCAUCAAAUCUACGCCCUUCUUCAUUGUUUCCGCUUCGCGUGUGUUUAUAAAAAUGAUCCUCUGGACAAAACAAUUGCCCGAUCCUGAUCCAUACGAUCAAUCGAUUCUCAUAUCUGUCAUCAUUCAUGGAUCUGGUGUGGCUCUUCUCACGAUUCUGGUGUCAAUCUCGUGGGCGGCGAUUUGUAUCAUGGGCGAAACUGUGCACAAGAUUCUCCUCAGAUUGAUCAAAUUUCCCAUUCCUUCUAUGGCUUCUCUAAUCAUUUCGUCCUUUGAGAAAUUCCCUCUGUCCGCAAUCGUUAUUCUCAUUUCCAUCGCAAUGGCAUCGUGCGGAGCGUUGAGUCUCAUUCUCGCAUGUUGCAUCUACUUUCUGCUCAUCACCAAGAUGUAUGAGGGAUACCUCGAGGAGUUCAUAUUCAACACAGCUAAGGAGAUCGCCGAUAAGCUCUAUGGCCAGUGGCGUAGGAGGAGAAAUGAACCUCCAGUCGCUCCAGUUGAGGAAGCAGUUGCUAAUCCCGCUAAUGCGGCAAUUGAGGAGCCCGAGGAACGCAAUGAAGAUUUAUCUGAGGCGCCAGAACCAAGUGCACCUCAAGAGCUUCCCAGCACCUCGACAGAAAGCCAGCCGGAAGCGGAGAAUGCAGAAAAGGCCGAGGCUUCAGGGGAAGUGCAGGAGACUGGUGAUAAAGCUAAGGAGGAUGCGGAAUUGGAUAAGCUUCUGCAGGACUCCUUCAGGCAGCAGAUGAACUUCGAGGAGAAGCGCAAGAAGGAGGAAGCGGCCAUGCGUGUGGAGUAUGAUGCCAUUCCCGAAGGGCUGAGCAACAUCAAUUUCCACCUGUGCCUCUUUUUCAUUCUCCUCCUCCUGACGCUCAUCAAUCUGCCCACGGCGCUCACAUGGGGCCGCAAUUAUCCGUAUGAAAAGGUCCUCAGCAACGAUCCAUCCUUCAUUCCCGCCAUUAUCAUGAUCCUCUCGCUGGCGCCGCUUUGGCAAUUGUCGACGCCAAGGAGUGUCCAUGGUUACAGGACAGUGGGUUGCAUUCUCUACGUGGCUGCAGCUAUUUGCGUCCUGUACUGCCAGGACUCGGUGUACAGGAUCAACGGGGUGAUUUGUGGUGUCUUCGCCACAAUCAGUAUUCAGCAGACUUUUUCGACGCGCAUCCAGCAUGGAUUGCGCGAAACCAUGAAUACUGCUGAUAGAAUUUACUUGGACAGGAUCAAGAGUUUCCUCAGUGGCGACUUUUAAGCAAA
Phlebotomus argentipes is the source of this 3351-nucleotide messenger RNA. Its product is annotated as GPI inositol-deacylase. The record is from RefSeq and is a predicted model, not a curated record. Lineage: Eukaryota; Metazoa; Arthropoda; Insecta; Diptera; Psychodidae. Gene Ontology annotation, cellular component: endoplasmic reticulum. The coding region runs from base 104 to 3346 and encodes 1080 amino acids. The transcript is spliced from 6 exons. Gene Ontology annotation, biological process: endoplasmic reticulum to Golgi vesicle-mediated transport; GPI anchor metabolic process. Gene Ontology annotation, molecular function: phosphatidylinositol deacylase activity.